This is a messenger RNA of Prunus persica (peach), 1741 nucleotides long. RefSeq names its product phosphatidylcholine:diacylglycerol cholinephosphotransferase 1. Bases 18 to 752 code for a protein of 244 amino acids. The transcript has 3 exons. The record is from RefSeq and is a predicted model, not a curated record. Gene Ontology annotation, molecular function: diacylglycerol cholinephosphotransferase activity. NCBI's taxonomy places the organism in Eukaryota, Viridiplantae, Streptophyta, Magnoliopsida, Rosales, Rosaceae.
AGCAGCAGGACCUGAUCAUGUCGUCUUCUUCUUCCUCCAAGAAGCUCCAUGUCUACGGCGGCAAGGCCUCCUUCAUGACCUGGAGGCUGCAUGACGUCCUCUACGUGGCCAAGCACCAUUGGAUACCCUGUGUCUUCGCAAUGGGCUUCCUCUUCUUCGGGAGCGUCGAGUUCACGCUCGGAAUGGUUCCCUCGUCGUCUCCGCCCUUUGAUGUCGGCUUCGUCACCACGCGCUCCCUCCACCUCCUCCUGGCUUCCAAGCCCAAGCUCAAUACAUUUCUCGCUGGUUUUAACACGGUGUAUGUGGGAAUGCAGAUAACAUAUAUUCUAUGGACAUGGCUAGUAGAGGGCCGCCCAAGAGCCACAAUCUCAGCGCUCUUCAUGUCCACAUGCCGGGGCAUCCUCGGCUACUCUACCCAACUUCCAUUGCCUCAGGGAUUUUUGGGGUCAGGCGCAGACUUCCCAGUUGGCAAUGUGUCGUUUUUUCUUUUCUUCUCAGGGCAUGUAGCAGGGUGUGCGAUUGCAUCUUUGGACAUGAGGAGAAUGCAGAGAUGGGAAAUGGCAUGGACAUUUGAUGCACUGAAUGUGCUACAAGCACUGAGGUUGCUGGGAACAAGGGGCCACUACACAAUAGACUUGGCUGUGGGGGUUGGGGCUGGUUUUCUCUUUGAUUCUCUGGCAGGCAAGUAUGAAGAAAGCAAGAGAUCAAAAGCACCUACACCAAAUGGUACCAAAGAGGCUUUCUUUCUGUGAACACAUGGAAACGUCAAAUUUAUUGGCGAGUCCUUAUUUAAUUAGGAUUUUAAUUCCUUACUAUGUUAGGAUUUUGAUCACUUACUUAUUUGUCUAGUCCUAUUAUAAUUGAGAUUGCUUUCUAGUAAAUAUAAAAAUAAAAAUAAAAAGUUUUGGGGUUUUCAUGAUACUGUUUUGUGUUUCUAAUAAAAUCGGUACCAACAAAGUGCUAUCAGUAACUCUGAAAAAAUUUCGACAAAAAAAAAAAAGAAAAACUCCGAAAUAUUUUUUUGAAAUCCAAUGACAGCGCUCACAUUUUAGUAUAAGAAGGGUGAAAUGAACCCUCCAUUAUAGAGCUAACUAAUCCAUUGACAAAAAAAAACAUAAAAAAUUAUUAUAUAAACUCUUGUACAGCAAAGAUUAGAAAUGGGGAGAAGCCUAAUCUCAUUAUCCUUUCUUAAAUCCGUCACAUUGUUAAAGUGAACAACUGGUCAAAAAAGCUUUGUAAAAGGAACAGAAAGAAAAAGAGAGUUUUGAAUGUACUGUGGGACAGAUUUAAGAGGGGAUAAUGGGGUUCGGCUCCUCCCCACUUCCUAUCUUUGUUUUGGAAGAACUUUCAUAUCCUUUUAUAUUUUUUGGUCAAUCAAUAGCAAAAAUUCUAUAGUGAGGGCCUUAUAGAUGUCCCUUAAGUAAGACCCUAUCUCUUAACCGUUGAAUCAAAUUAAUUAGCUAUUGGAUUUCAUUAGUUAGCCUGAUCCAACGUUUAAAGAUAGGACCUAACCUAAGGGCCAUAAUAAGGCUCGCACUACAGAAGGACUCCAAUCAAUAGGGAGUUAUAUAGUAGGGGAGUCUGUUUGCCUAUAGAGGUGGUAUGAAUCUGGGUUUUUUAAGUUGUGGGCUUAUAAGCCUUAUAGCACUUCACCUUCCCACCCCACAUUUUGGAACAGGAAAAGAGGAGAGAUGGCAUGCAUCGCAACAUUCACAUGCCUAAAUCCUUGUCGUAAGGGAUU